Messenger RNA from Danio rerio (zebrafish), 3065 nucleotides. It is a transcript of the gene scd, whose product is annotated as stearoyl-CoA desaturase (delta-9-desaturase). NCBI's taxonomy places the organism in Eukaryota, Metazoa, Chordata, Actinopteri, Cypriniformes, Danionidae. Gene Ontology annotation, cellular component: endoplasmic reticulum membrane. Gene Ontology annotation, molecular function: oxidoreductase activity, acting on paired donors, with oxidation of a pair of donors resulting in the reduction of molecular oxygen to two molecules of water; stearoyl-CoA 9-desaturase activity. The record is from RefSeq and is marked validated. Gene Ontology annotation, biological process: lipid metabolic process.
UACGGAUGCUGGAGAGUGAAUAAAUAAAGGCGAACAUCAGAUGAACACCAGCCAAUCGGAGAGAUCACUGUAAACGCUUCGUCCAAUCAGAGCGCGUUAUUCCUGGCAUUCGCGACAUCACCAUCACUGAGAGACGCAGCUGAGUUUUAUACUGUGUUCGGAAACUGCGCUUCCUCAGACGACUUAACUUGAGCGGGUCCACGUGUUUAGAGCAGUUUGAUAUAUCAUCAUCAUGCCUGAUUCUGAUGUGAAAGCUCCAGUCUUGCAGCCCCAGCUGGAGGCAAUGGAGGAUGAGUUUGACCCCUUAUAUAAAGAGAAACCAGGCCCCAAGCCUCCUAUGAAAAUAGUGUGGCGAAAUGUCAUUCUGAUGAGUCUUCUGCACAUUGCUGCGGUGUAUGGCCUCUUCCUGAUCCCGUCUGCACACCCGCUCACACUCCUCUGGGCUUUUGCGUGUUUCGUGUAUGGUGGUCUGGGCAUCACUGCAGGCGUUCACAGAUUGUGGAGUCACAGAUCAUAUAAAGCCACUUUACCUCUGCGCAUCUUUCUGGCCAUCGGAAACUCCAUGGCCUUCCAGAAUGACAUCUAUGAAUGGUCCCGGGAUCACCGCGUGCAUCACAAGUACUCCGAGACGGACGCCGACCCUCACAACUCAAACCGGGGCUUUUUCUUUUCUCACGUUGGCUGGCUGCUGGUUCGAAAACACCCGGAAGUCAUCGAGAGAGGACGCAAACUAGAGCUCACUGACCUGAAGGCCGAUAAGGUGGUCAUGUUUCAGAGGAGAUUCUACAAGCUGUCUGUGGUGUUGAUGUGCUUCGUUGUCCCCACGGUUGUGCCCUGCUACAUGUGGGGCGAGUCUCUCUGGAUCGCGUAUUUCAUCCCGACGCUCCUCAGAUACGCACUAGGCUUAAACUCUACCUGGCUGGUCAACAGCGCUGCACACAUGUGGGGAAAUCGGCCCUAUGAUGGAAACAUCGGCCCCAGGGAGAACCGAUUCGUCACCUUCAGUGCUAUAGGUGAAGGCUACCACAAUUACCACCACACGUUUCCCUACGACUACUCCACCAGCGAGUACGGAUGGAAGCUCAAUCUCACCACCAUCUUCGUGGACACCAUGUGCUUCUUGGGUCUGGCCAGUAAUCGUAAGCGUGUGUCUAAAGAGCUGAUUCUGGCUCGGGUGAAGCGUACAGGCGACGGCAGCUACAGAAGCGGCUAAAAAAAAACAUCCUCCAUCUCAAAAGAAAACGGAUGUCCAGCCCAAAAAACCGAAGGCCGGUCAAGGCGCUCUUCAAUCUCCUGCUACCAUUAAAUCUACCAUUAUUAUUAUUAUUAUUCUCAUUUUCUCCUCAUCCCCAGGGGAGAGGGAGCUUUAAUACAGGGAUCUGAGCUGUUUGUGUAGCGCUUAUUCACACUGUGUUUCCGGCUUCCUCUUCUCAGAUAUUCGGGACGCCCCGCUCUGAGCUCUUAUUGCUGACGUGCUCGUUUUUCUCAAUGCAGGAGCUAAACGUGGCGCCCCGUCACCCGCCCGCCGGGGCCUUUUUUUGUGUGACGAGCCCGUGCCAAAUCUAGAUCGGUGCAGUUUGGUAGAAAUUCACGAAGAGGUUUAAUACUUAAUUUAAUAUUUAACAGCUGCACCUUAUUGUCAGUGCUUUGUGUUGCGUUAUAUAUUCUGUUCUGUUGCCAUACUUGCACAAAUUGUUCAUUUGUUUUGUAGGAAUGACGUUUGAAUGGUUGGAAUCUGUAUUAGGGGAUAGCUCACCCCAAAAAAUGAACAUUUAUUCAGCCUUAAGGUGUUUUUUCUUAUGUUAAACACACAAAAAAACAAGACUUUCAAUUGACUUCCAUAGUAAGAACAACAAAUACAAUGCAAGUCAAUGGUUACCGGUUUACAGCAUUCUUCAAAAUAUCUUCUUUUGUGUUCAACUGAAUAGAAGAAACUCAGAGGAUUGAAACUAACUUAAGGAAGACUAAAUAAUGACAGAAUUAGCGUUUUUUGGGUGAAUUAUCCAUUAUUAUAAGUUGAUUAUAGCACAGAUUUGACUUGCAGCCGUGAAACGGCUUCAAAUAUUUUUGAUAGAGAGAUCUUCUUAAAGGGACAGUACACACGAAAAUGACAUCUCUGCCAUUUAUUUACUCUUGUUCCAAAGCUUUCUUCUGUUGAACACGAUUGAACAUCUACUAAACAUUAAAGACAGCCAUUGACAUGAUUAUUAUUAUUUGGUAUCUACUGAUGUUAAUUUCCAACAUUCUUCAGACUAUCUUCUUUUGUGUUCAACCGAAGGAAGUCAUUUUUCAUUUUUGGGUGAACUGCCCCUUUAAGGUUUAAUCUGUAAACACACACACACGCCUACAGAGUGAUGCUAUCUAUAAUUUCAUGUUAACACAUUGAUAAUUAUAGAGAUUUCAGAAUAAUCUGGAUGUUUGUGACUGGAUCGAAUGGUAGAGUUUGCAUGAGAAUGUUGAUUCUUGACUAUUUUGUACUGUAAAUUGUGUUGUCAUUAACUGUACACGAUCAUCUUACUUUUGAGUUCAGAUUUUCCGGUCUGACCUUCAGUUUGUAGAGUACGCUGUAUUAAUACAGAGCUCUGUGAACAGAUUUACAAUAAUUAUCUAAUAAUUUUAGCUCAGAUAUUAUGAGGAUCAUGUGUUUGUGUGAUGCCAAAUACAGUUGUGUUGCAUGUGAGCCGAAUUGUAGCUUUAUGUUUAAUCAAACAUAUUUUCAGAGAUGCUAUUUUUCCAUAUUUGGUUUCAUUCGUCGAGUUGUUUGUCAUGAAAUUGCUUUUGUAAUUCCUCACAGACUUCAUAUUGAGUGUGUGUGUGUGUGUGUGUGUGUGUGUGUGUGUCUCAACCACGACUGUUUCUCUCACACACUGCCUUAUUUGUGCUCUGAGACUUGUGACUUGAGAUGCCAAAAAGUUUUGAGAGAUCUCGUGCGAUUUGGAAGAAGCCUCUGGCUCCUAAAACUAAUGUGACGCUCCUGUUUGUAAUACACCAGCCUGUAAUUAUGAAUAGACCAAGGUUUCAUAAUCAAUUACUGGAAAUAAAGCCUCAAGCAAAGAGCUUCUACA